Schizophyllum commune H4-8 is the source of this 2257-nucleotide messenger RNA. RefSeq lists its product as uncharacterized. The record is from RefSeq and is a predicted model, not a curated record. The coding region runs from base 53 to 2140 and encodes 695 amino acids. Gene Ontology annotation, biological process: peroxisome organization. NCBI's taxonomy places the organism in Eukaryota, Fungi, Basidiomycota, Agaricomycetes, Agaricales, Schizophyllaceae. Gene Ontology annotation, molecular function: GTPase activity; microtubule binding; GTP binding. The transcript is spliced from 10 exons. Gene Ontology annotation, cellular component: cytoplasm; peroxisome; microtubule.
GAAUUCUCGCAUCUUCACUCGUGCUUCCAUCGCGCGGCGCGUGCCUUGCUCAAUGUCGGCUGGACUUGGAACAGAGGUCGUUGGAAUCGUCAACAAGCUUCAGGAUGCCUUCAGCGCUGUGGGUUCCUCGGCCGCAGCCAUAGAUUUGCCCCAAAUAUGCGUGCUCGGCAGCCAGAGUAGCGGGAAGAGUAGUGUGCUUGAGAACAUUGUUGGACGCGAUUUCCUUCCCAGAGGGACGGGUAUUGUGACGAGGAGACCCUUGGUCCUGCAACUGAUCAAUCGACCCGCUGGUUCGAAUAAGGAGGCGAACGGUGUAGACAACAGCUCGGACAAGGCCGCGAACGCCGACGAAUGGGGCGAGUUCCUCCACCUCCCCGGCCAGAAAUUCUACGACUUUUCCAAGAUCCGCGACGAGAUCGUACGCGACACGGAGGCGAAGACGGGGAAGAACGCGGGCAUCUCCCCCCAGCCCAUCAACCUGCGCAUCUUCUCCCCGACCGUGGUCACCCUCACGCUUGUCGACCUGCCCGGGCUGACGAAGGUGCCCGUAGGCGACCAGCCGAAGGAUAUUGAGCGUCAGAUACGCGAGAUGGUGCUCAAGUACAUCUCAAGGCCGUCCUGCAUCAUCCUUGCCGUCACGGCUGCCAACACCGAUCUCGCGAACUCGGACGGGUUGAAGCUGGCACGCGAGGUGGACCCAGAGGGGUUGCGUACCAUCGGAGUGCUAACAAAGAUUGAUCUCAUGGACAAGGGCACGGACGUACGUGACAUUCUCGCAGGACGCAUCAUUCCCUUGCGGCUCGGAUACAUCCCAGUGGUGAACCGUGGUCAACGUGAUAUCGAGACCGGGAAGGCUAUCCAGGCUGCACUCGAGUACGAGCGCGAAUUCUUCGCGAAUCAUCCGGCAUACGCAGGCAAGGAGGCCUACUGCGGAACUCCAUACCUUGCACGGAAACUCAAUGGCCUUCUCAUGCACCACAUCCGCGCGACUUUGCCUGAUAUCAAAGCACGGAUAUCCCAGCAACAGUCGAAGUAUAACGCGGAGCUACAAUCGCUGGGCGGUCCUACAGCAGGCAAUGACGGCAACGUCGUGCUGAACGUCAUCACCGAGUUCACGAACGAGUUUAGGACAGUGAUUGAUGGUAACACCAAUGACCUGUCCUUGAACGAGCUGUCUGGCGGUGCUCGUAUAUCUUUCGUCUUCCACGAGUUAUUCAACAAUGGCAUACGGAGUAUUGAUCCCUUUGACCAAGUCAAGGAUGGCGACAUUCGGACGAUCUUGUAUAACUCUUCGGGUUCUACACCAGCCAUCUUCGUUGGCACCUCAGCCUUCGAGAUCAUCGUCAAGCAGCAGAUCCGACGACUGGAAGACCCGGGCCUCAAAUGCUGUCAACUCGUCUACGACGAGCUGAUCCGCAUCCUUGGCCAACUACUUACGAAGAUGCAAGCCUUCCGCCGAUACCCCGCGCUGCGCGAGCGCUUCAACCACGUCGUCGUCAACUUCUUCAAGAAGUCCAUGACACCCACCACGAAGCUCGUCUCCGACCUCGUCGCCGCGCAGGCCUGCUACGUCAACACCACGCACCCCGACUUCCUGAACGGUCACCGCGCGAUGGCAAUCGUGAAUGAGCGGCUUGCGGCGGCCCGUCCACCGCCGCCGGGGGCAGAUCCGAAGUCGGGGAGGCUGGCGCCGGGGACGAUCAACAACAACCGGGAUCUGGACGUGGACGCGAAGAAAGAGGAGCCGAGCUUCUUUGGGUCGUUCUUCUCAAGCGCGAGGACAAAGAGGAAGCCAGCGUCGGGGGCGAGCGUGAUGGAGGCGCCGCCGCCAGUGAUCAAGCCGCAGGCGGCGCUGAACGAGCGGGAGACUAUGGAGACGGAGGUGAUCAAGCUCCUCAUCCACUCCUACUUCAACAUCGUGAAGCGGGAGAUGAUCGACAUGGUCCCGAAGGCAAUCACGCUCAAGCUCGUCGCGCACUCGAAGGACAAUCUGCAGCGCGAGCUGCUGCAGGAGCUGUACAAGCCCGAGGUGCUCGGCGAGCUUCUCAAGGAGAGCGAGUACAUCGUGAACCGCCGGAAGGAGGUCAUCGGCAUGGUGCAGGCCUUGAACAAGGCGGAGGAGAUUGUGUCAGGCGUGUAGAUGGGGGACCCUGUUAUCGUUUGUAUCUUCCGCACUUUUUAGUCGCUAUUGUAAUACCCUUUUGGAUGCAUGCUUUCUGUUUUCCGUCAAGUAGGGUCUGACAUCCGCUGGAGGGCG